AUGAGGGAAGGAGGAGGAGGAGGAAGAAGAGGAACAUCAAAGCUUAGAGAAGUAGCAAGAAAAGUUGCAGUUGCUGCAAUCUAUGCAUGUGGUUCAUUCUCCAGAAGAAAAUCAUUGGUGGAUCCAGUUCCCAUUGACACUUCCUGUGCUUUAUCUGCCACUAUCUCAAAUUCCUCAUUUGUGUCUCCAUCUACAACAAAAUAUUCCUCAGGAGAAAUAAUUGAAGAAACUGAUUCAACUAUAACCACAAACAUCAACAAUAAUGAGCCUCAUAGUAAGGGUUUGUGUGCUAUAUGCUUAGAUCCUCUGAGUUACCACAGCAAGGGAAGCAGUCCAGGCCAAGCUAUAUUCACUGCUCAGUGUUCUCAUGCAUUCCAUUUUGCCUGCAUCUCUUCCAAUGUCCGUCACGGUAGUGUCACUUGCCCCAUUUGCCGUGCCCAUUGGACACAGCUCCCUCGCAACCUUACCAACACUCUUUCUGGUUCUUUUGCUUCUAGUAACCAAAGUGAUCCUAUUCUUCGAAUCCUUGAUGAUUCAAUUGCUACCUUCCGUGUUCACCGCCGUUCUGUCCUGCGUACUGCUCGCUAUGAUGACGACGAUCCUGUUGAGCCUAAUGAAUCACCUGACACUCCUAAAUUGUGUUUCUCUCUAGAACAUAUUCCAUCAAAUGCAGCAACUGGUUUCCAUCCUGCUUUGCAAGUGAGCAACCAUGCCUCAUGUCCUUGCAGCUCGUCAUCGAUGUUACAUUCUUCGCCUAUGCAAACGCCUUAUAUCACCUGUCCCUCGUCUAAUAGAGCUUAUCUUUCAGUAAAACUAGCCCACGAACGAGCAACCGACUUGGUCUUAGUUGCUAGUCCCAAUGGACCACACCUAAGGCUUCUCAAACAAGCAAUGGCUCUUGUGGUUUUCUCCCUCAGGCACAUUGACCGACUAGCCAUUGUCACAUACUCCUCAGCCGCAGCUCGUGUCUUCCCCUUAAGACGCAUGACAACCUAUGGAAAACGCACAGCCCUUCAAGUUAUCGACCGUUUGUUUUACAUGGGCCAAGCUGAUCCAGUCGAAGGGUUGAAGAAAGGAAUCAAGAUACUCGAAGACCGAUUACACAAGAACCCCGAGUCAUGUAUCCUCCACCUAUCUGACAAUCCUACAAGACCAUACCAUGCGAUCAGCAUGGAACUUCCAUCCACACCAAUUCAUCGAUUCCAUGUAGGAUUCGGCUUCGGCACUUCAAGUGGAUUUGUGAUGCAAGAGUUUGAGGAAUUUUUGGCCAAAAUGUUAGGAGGCAUUGUUAGGGAAAUCCAACUAAGAAUAUGCGGAGCCGGCGAGGAAGGUGGAAAUGGAAGAGUGAUAAGAAUCGGAGAGAUAAGAGGUGGAGAAGAAAGAAGAAUUGUAUUAGAGUUAGGUGAUUGUAGUCAUGUGUAUGUAGAAUACAGCUACAUAGAAGGUGAAAUUGAUGAGUGUGUUAGAAGAACAGGAGAAAGUGUUGUAGGUGUUGGAGAUGAACAUAAAGGUGAAGAUGAUGAUGGUGAAGAGAAUGAGAGUGAAAGAGAUAUGAACACUACAAACACAGGUGGUAGGAAUAGUAGUGUUGAAUGCUGGGAUUUUCAUGAUCCUUAUAUGGCUAGAAGAUGGGCCAAGUAUUUGCAUGGUUAUAGACUUUGA
Vicia faba (fava bean) is the source of this 1662-nucleotide messenger RNA. NCBI's taxonomy places the organism in Eukaryota, Viridiplantae, Streptophyta, Magnoliopsida, Fabales, Fabaceae. The record is from the annotation of a GenBank genome assembly.